Molecule: messenger RNA, 1811 nt
Organism: Vombatus ursinus (common wombat)
Lineage: Eukaryota; Metazoa; Chordata; Mammalia; Diprotodontia; Vombatidae
Product: dnaJ homolog subfamily A member 1
Exons: 9
Coding region: 223-1416 (397 amino acids)
Biological process (GO): protein refolding; response to heat
Cellular component (GO): cytosol; cytoplasm
Molecular function (GO): Hsp70 protein binding; ATP binding
Source: RefSeq, a predicted model, not a curated record
GCGAGCGGAACUUUCCAGAAAACUCGGCGAGAAGCGGAGGGCAGCUGCUGGCACUGCCCGAGCUCAACGCACUAGAACUCGCGCCCCCCUCCCCCAGUCCUCUCUUUUUCCACUCCAUCCCCCAACAUCCCAACCGGCUGCUGGGCAGUCCUCUCUCACCCCACCCCGGACGGGCAUUUCGACACCGGGUGUACCGCGAGCGUCGCUCCCCGGCUAUAAAAAAUGGUGAAGGAAACUACUUAUUAUGAUGUUUUGGGGGUAAAGCCCAAUGCCUCCCAGGAAGAACUAAAAAAGGCAUAUAGAAAAUUAGCCUUAAAAUAUCACCCAGAUAAGAAUCCAAAUGAAGGAGAAAAGUUCAAGCAGAUUUCUCAAGCUUAUGAAGUGCUUUCUGAUGCAAAGAAGAGAGAUUUAUAUGACAAAGGUGGAGAACAAGCCAUCAAAGAGGGUGGUUCUGGUGGUGGCUUUGGUUCUCCAAUGGAUAUCUUUGAUAUGUUUUUUGGAGGAGGUGGAAGAAUGCAAAGGGAACGGAGAGGUAAAAAUGUUGUUCAUCAGUUGUCGGUGACCUUAGAAGAUUUAUAUAAUGGUGCAACAAGAAAACUGGCUUUGCAAAAGAAUGUAAUUUGUGAUAAAUGUGAAGGACGGGGUGGUAAGAAAGGAGCUGUAGAAUGCUGUCCCAAUUGCAGAGGUACUGGAAUGCAAAUAAGAAUUCAUCAGAUAGGACCUGGAAUGGUUCAGCAAAUUCAAUCAGUUUGCAUGGAAUGCCAAGGGCAUGGGGAACGAAUCAGCCCUAAAGAUAGAUGUAAAAGCUGUAAUGGAAGGAAAAUUGUUAGAGAGAAGAAGAUCCUGGAGGUUCAUAUUGACAAAGGUAUGAAAGAUGGUCAGAAGAUAACAUUCCAUGGUGAAGGUGACCAGGAACCAGGACUUGAGCCAGGAGAUAUUAUCAUUGUUUUGGAUCAGAAGGACAAUGCUAUAUUUACACGACGAGGUGAGGACCUUUUCACAUGUAUGGAUAUCCAGUUGGUUGAAGCAUUGUGUGGCUUUCAGAAACCAAUAACAACUCUUGAUAAUAGAACUAUAGUCAUUACUUCUCAUCCUGGUCAGAUUGUUAAACAUGGAGAUAUCAAAUGUGUGCUGAAUGAAGGUAUGCCCAUUUAUCGCCGACCUUAUGAGAAAGGAAUUCUAAUAAUUGAGUUUAAGGUAAACUUCCCAGAGAAUGGCUUUCUUUCAUCAGAUAAGCUAUCUUUGUUGGAAAAAUUACUGCCUGAGAGAAAGGAAGUAGAGGAGACUGAAGAUAUGGAUCAGGUAGAACUGGUGGACUUUGACCCAUCGCAAGAAAGAAGACGCCAUUACAAUGGAGAAGCGUAUGAGGAUGAUGAGCAUCAUCCCAGAAGUGGGGUUCAGUGUCAAACCUCUUAAUGGGGGGCCAGUGAAUAAUCUUAAUUGUAAUGCUGGCUUUUGUAUGCAGUAGUGAAUGAGUGAAGGACUACAGUCAUCUUAACACACUCACUACUAGCUAUUGUUUUUGUUGUAAUACUCAACUAUAGUUGUGUUUUAAAAAGUUAAUAAAAUCAGUAAUAUAAAAUGCUGACUUUGCAAUUUAUGAUGUUCAGUGUGCAAGAUAGUUAAUUAUUUCCUUAUGGUAAAGAAGCCCCCAAGCAUUUUUUCAUCACUUGUACUUUUUGUUUCAAUGUGUAUAUGCAGUGGCUUAGACUGAGGUUUGAUUUUUGAUUGACUAAAUGUACACAAGCAUUUAUAAUUGUUAAGCUCUGAAAUUAAAAUUUUGUACUGAAUUCACCAUCAGAAAACUUUAA